CAGCAUGCGGAGAGGAAUGGAGUGCAAUUAUUACUAUCAGAACCCCACUGUAGCUUGCAGCCUCACAGUCAGUUACCAUGAAGGAAAAGGAAAGGUGAAUAAUUGACGCACGGUGGGUGACCAAGGGAAGAGAAGAUUUUAUGACUCGUAAUUAUGAGAUGUCACUGCGGAAGCAAAUAAUUUGCGUUAUUAAAAAAUUGACCUAAACGAGACUUGAAUAUCUGAUGUAAGAUAUAUCAAUCACAGAUGUUAUAUCCUGAUUGUUGUAGAAAUUGCCAAUUGCCAGAUCUCUGAAGCGCCGCAUCAAAAUUACAAUCGUCGGCGACCAAAUCGUUAAUUUGAUCCUUUCAACGAAGGGAAAGUGUGGGGGGUUUUAGGCUGAUAACAAUGGAGUAGGACCCACCAUGGCCAAUCCAAGCUGUGGGGCCAAUAUAUUAGCAAAAACCAGCUGGGCUUCCCCUCCCUCAUAGUCCCUUUUAUCGCUGGAAGCUGGGAGAGAAAAGAAGGCGUUGUGGCAAGAUCUGAUUUAUUUCGCUUCCCUCUUUACAGGGGAGAGCGACAUUGUGGUUGAACUGUAAUCUUCAAGUUCUAAUCUUUUUGUUUCUUUUGUUUAUGAGAGAGUGAUAGUGAGAGGUAUAGCGACCCCAGGGGAGGAGAAGAAGAUAUUUGAGAUCUGCCAUUUCCGGGGUUCAGUUCAGGUUUGACUUGAGAUCUUAAAAUUCUCAAGUUUUCUAUUCAAGGAACCGAUUGAGGAAUGCCAAGAAGAUGGGUAGGAAAGGAAAUUGGUUUUCUAGCGUGAAGAAAGCUCUCAGUCCUGAAUCAAAGAAAAGGGAAGACGAGAGAUCAAAUAAAUCAAAGAAGAAAUGGUUUGGAAAGCAAAAAUUGCAGACUUCAGAUUCGUACUUGGAAACUGAUAAUGCACCUCCUCUUCCUCCACCAGAAGAGGUCAAAUUGACUAACAUUGAGAGUGAAAGCAAUCGUGCUCCCGAUGUUGAAGUUGCAACUGCUGCUACUGAUACUGAGGAGCCAGUUCCUGCGGUUCAAACAGCCCCCGUUCCAGUUCAAGCUGCUAUCAUUCCUCAGUCUUCUAGGAAAUUAAGUACUGAAGUAGCAGCAAUUAAGAUUCAAACAGCUUUUCGAGGAUACUUGGCAAGAAGAGCAUUGAGGGCUUUAAGAGGCUUGGUUAGGCUGAAAUCUCUGAUGGAAGGGCCAGUUGUAAAACGCCAAGCUGCUAGUACUCUUCGUUCUAUGCAGGCUCUGGCUCGUGUGCAAUCUCAGAUUCGAUCUAGGAGGAUCAGAAUGCUAGAGGAGAAUCAAGCUAUUCAGAGACAAUUCUUACAGAAACAUGCAAAAGAGCUUAGCAUCCAGAUGGGAGAUGAAUGGGAUGACAGCCUGCAAUCAAAGGAACAAAUUGAAGCCAAGUUGCUGAGCAAGUACGAGGCCACAGUGAGGAGAGAAAGGGCGCUGGCUUAUGCAUUCUCUCACCAGCAAAAUGGGAAGAAUUCAUCGAGAUCUAUAAACCCUGUAUUUAUGGAUCCAACCAACCCAGCAUGGGGUUGGAGCUGGCUGGAGCGAUGGAUGGCAGCCCGGCCCUGGGAAAGCAAAGAUGUGAAUGACCAGUCGUCGGUCAAAAGCUCGAGCCGCAGCAUCACCGGCGGAGAAAUCAGUAAAUCUUAUGCUCGUUACCAGCUCAAUUCUGAAAAGCACUCUCCAACGGCCAGCCAAAACCUAGGCUCCCCUAGCUUUCACUCCCACUCAACUCCUUCCAAGGCACUCGCUUCUUCAGCAUCAGUUGCCAAAAAACUGAAGAAAGUGAGCCCCAAGGAAACCUCGGUUAUUGAUGAUGACUCUAAAAGCAUGGUUAGCGUGCAGUCUGGUUUUCGAAGGCACUCCAUUGCUGGAUCAUCUGUGAGAGAUGACGAGAGCCUCUCAAGCUCUCAGGCGGUCCCAAGCUACAUGGUGCCAACUCAGUCUACGAAAGCCAAGUUCAAGACACACAGUCCAUUAACAGUAGAGAAUGAAACAGUAGAGAAGGCAUCCUCUGUGACAGCUAAGAAACGGCUUUCGUUCCCUCCUUCACCAGCAAGGCCAAGACGACAUUCAGGUCCACCCAAAGUGGAAAGCAGCUUCAAUGCAGAGGUCACCGUCGGCAAUGGUGUGGCUGGUUGAUUAUGCGGAAAAGAGCUGGAGCUGAACAGAAGUGUUACUGAAAGAGAAUCAUAGAAGAAAUAACUCAUGAGACGAAAAUGUUCAAUCUGAAUGAGUGUUCAUUUAUUGAUUUUAUUAUAAUUUAUCUGUAUCUUAUUGUUGUGGAAUGUAUUUAUCUGGGAUGAAAAUCGAAAUUUAUUUUACUUGAGGGGAGGAAAGAUUAUUGAUGUCCUUAUGGCGUCCUCUUGGAUCUUCCUCAUUAAGGAGGAUUAAUAUACUGUUUAAAUUUGUCGGUUCCUCAUUUAUGGCAUAAAGUGUAUAUUAUGCUAUCUUCA
This is a messenger RNA of Neltuma alba, 2483 nucleotides long. Its product is annotated as protein IQ-DOMAIN 1. Gene Ontology annotation, molecular function: protein binding. The transcript has 6 exons. NCBI's taxonomy places the organism in Eukaryota, Viridiplantae, Streptophyta, Magnoliopsida, Fabales, Fabaceae. Bases 766 to 2169 code for a protein of 467 amino acids. The record is from RefSeq and is a predicted model, not a curated record.